Messenger RNA from Pediculus humanus corporis (human body louse), 306 nucleotides. RefSeq lists its product as uncharacterized. Gene Ontology annotation, cellular component: mitochondrion. The record is from RefSeq and is a predicted model, not a curated record. Lineage: Eukaryota; Metazoa; Arthropoda; Insecta; Psocodea; Pediculidae. The transcript is spliced from 3 exons. Bases 1 to 306 code for a protein of 101 amino acids.
AUGAAUCAAAUUUUGAGUACGACAAUAAAAUCCAGUUGCAGAUAUGGUUAUUUUUUACCUAAACGCCAUUGUAUAUCUGUAAUUUCUAGUGCUUCUGAAACUGUGUCCAAACCUGAUAAUACUUCUCAAACAUUUAAAGAUGCUCCAGGGCUUAGAGAAGUAGGACCUGGUGCUUCCAAAAGUUCCAUUUACAAAAAUGUCGAAUAUUUUUGUUAUAACAAUGUGUCUUAUUUUGAAGCAGAGGUAGAAAUGUUAAAAUAUAGAUUACCUCAACCAUCUAAUAAAACUAUUUCACCUCAUAAGUAA